Messenger RNA from Neoarthrinium moseri, 747 nucleotides. RefSeq lists its product as uncharacterized. The record is from RefSeq and is a predicted model, not a curated record. Bases 1 to 747 code for a protein of 248 amino acids. NCBI's taxonomy places the organism in Eukaryota, Fungi, Ascomycota, Sordariomycetes, Amphisphaeriales, Apiosporaceae. The transcript has 2 exons.
AUGCCAGCACAAGCUAGCAAAUCAAAGAAGAGCCGCGAAGUCGACAAUGAUGUACUGCGCAGUCCUGCUAAGGAUGCCAAGGUCCGUAAGCGUGUAGUAUCAAAGCCGCAGGCAGACCGCCUGGGCAACUGGAACUAUACUCACGAGCUCCCAACUGGAGAGCAGCGAGUCAAGAAUGGCCGACUUCCUGGCCGCACACUCGUGCACUGGUCACGACCCUUCAUGAUGGAGAAGGCCCUCUUGAACCUGCUGUAUGAGUGUGACGUCCAGGGUAUUGAGCUUCCCCUUGACCACGUUGCUCACAGACUCUGGCCUGGUGCUUCAGGUGAGGCGCUGCGACAGCGCUGUGAGAGAGUGAGAACUGAACUCCUUGUAACUGGUCACCUUGUUCCACCAAAGAACCGCAGGGGCCAACAGGUUUCCAACCUCACCCGAGGGGUGGUCCGCGCAAGCCCGGGAGACCCUAACGACCUCAAGACGACACGUGACGUGCCGUUCACUGAACCUUUCGACGAGAAUAUUGUCUAUGACGAUGCGGCAUUCACCUAUGUGCACAAUCGAAGCUCUCGUAAGGAGGGUAAGGCUCCCGGCGUCAACCGCAAGUUUCAACACGGCUUCCUUAAGCGCGUCCACGCGAGUCAGGAUAUCGAUGAACUCGAGGGUGAUGCUCUUAACAACGAGGAUGAGGACGAUGCUGAAGACGCUUACGAAGAGCCAGAGGAUUACGCUCUGCACUCUGGCCCUUAG